Molecule: messenger RNA, 4586 nt
Organism: Octopus sinensis (East Asian common octopus)
Lineage: Eukaryota; Metazoa; Mollusca; Cephalopoda; Octopoda; Octopodidae
Product: structural maintenance of chromosomes protein 2
Exons: 25
Coding region: 102-3704 (1200 amino acids)
Biological process (GO): chromosome organization
Cellular component (GO): chromosome
Molecular function (GO): ATP binding; protein binding; ATP hydrolysis activity
Source: RefSeq, a predicted model, not a curated record
ACUGUUGUCAAUUAAGGCGCCAUUUACGAUAAAGGAGGAAAUUCAAAAACGAAGCCAGCAUCUUGAGUUGUUUUCAUUUUAAUUACUUCUAGAGCAACAUUAUGUAUAUUAAAUCAAUUGUCAUUGAUGGUUUUAAGUCAUAUGCUCAACGAACAGAGAUCAAUGGAUUCGAUCAUCUAUUCAAUGCCAUUACUGGUUUAAAUGGAAGUGGUAAAUCGAAUAUUUUAGAUUCGAUAUGUUUCCUUCUGGGUAUAUCCAACUUGUCACAGGUUCGUGCUACCAACCUUCAGGACCUUGUAUACAAGAGUGGCCAAGCUGGAGUUACAAAAGCUACCGUCAGUAUUGUGUUUGACAAUUUAGACAAGAAGCAUGGUCCUUUAGGCUAUGAACAAUAUGAUGAAAUUACUGUUACUAGACAGGUUGUUAUUGGUGGCCGUAAUAAAUACAUGAUCAAUGGAAUGUCAGCUCAACAUAAACGUGUCCAAGAUUUAUUCCAGUCUGUCCAACUCAAUGUCAACAAUCCUCAUUUUCUUAUCAUGCAGGGUCGUAUUACCAAAGUUCUGAACAUGAAACCACCAGAGAUUUUGUCAAUGAUUGAAGAAGCUGCAGGAACACGUUUGUAUGAAACCAAGAAGGAAUCGGCCCAGCGGACAAUUGAGAAAAAAGAUGCCAAACUGGCUGAGAUUGAAACUGUUCUACGAGAAGACAUUAACCCAACUCUAACAAAGCUGAGGGAAGAACGGUCUUCAUACUUGGAAUUUCAGAAGAUCACCAGAGAACUGGAACAUUUAACUAAACUCUACAUUGCUUAUCAGUUUAUGUGUGCUGAGGAUCGAAAGAAGAAGUCUGCUGAUGAAGUGGUAGAAAUAACUGAAACCAUUGGAAAGUUAGAGGAAAAGUCAAAAGAGGUAGAAGAAUCUAUACAAGUUGUGAACAAACAGAUUCAAGAAUUAGAAGCUAAAAAAGAAAAGGAAAGUGGAGAGGCUUUAUCGAAAGUUCAGAAAGACCUGUCUGAUGCCAAUGUGGUUCAUGCCAAAAUACUUAGUGCUUGUGAUAGUAAGAAAGAAAGUAUGAAAGCUGAAGAGAAAAAGAAGAAAUCUUUGGUCAAACAAAAGGAUGAUAACACCAAAACAAUUGCUACCCGAGAGAAAGAUCUGGAGAAGAUUCUGUCUGCCACUGAGAAACUUCAAAAGCAGAGUAUUCAGGAUGCUGAAGAUUUUGCUGCUGCUCAAAAACACUUCCAUGCUGUCACUGCUGGUCUUUCUAGUAACGAUGAUGGAGAAGCUGCCACUCUCAAUGACCAGCUCUUAACUGCAAAGAAUGAAAUCAGUAAUACUGAAACAGAAAUAAAACAGGCUGAAAUGAGAUUGAAACACAGUCAGGACGUGUUGAAAAAGAAAUCACCAGAACUGAAAAAGACAGAGCAGAGUUACAAGAAAGACCAAAUUGAAUACAAUAAAAUGCAGGACAGUCUUAAUAAACUUCAGAUGGAAUUAAAGAAGCUGAACUAUGAUGAAGAAAAAGUGAAGACUAUCUCUGCUGAGAGAAAGCGCUUGUUUCAAGAAGUCCAGAAACUUCAGGAAAAGACAGAAACACUUGAAGCCAAAUUUCCUCAGCUGAACUUUGAGUAUAAAGAUCCUGAGAGAAAUUUUAAUCGAAGUACUGUCCAUGGUCUUCUGUGUAAACUUGUCAGGGUGAACUCUCCAGAGACUGGUACAGCUCUGGAAGUAGUUGCAGGAAGUAAGCUGUAUAAUAUUGUUGUGGACAAUGAAAUUGUGGGCAAAAAAUUGGUUCAGAAUGGUCAGCUGAAGCGGCGUUAUACAAUAAUUCCACUGGACAAGAUUGUAAGAUCUAAAAUUCAUCCUGAUGCUGUUAAGAAAGCUGAAAAGUUGGUUGGAAAAGAGAAUGUUCACACAGCUCUCUCAUUGAUUGGUUAUGAGAAAGAAUUGUCUGCUGCCAUGGAAUAUGUGUUUGGCACCAGCUUUGUCUGUAAAGAUAUGGGAGUUGCUAAAACAGUCACUUUUCAUGAGGCCAUCAUGAAGAGAAGUGUAACACUAGAUGGGGAGUCAUUUAACCCUGCAGGAACCCUUACAGGGGGUUCUCGGCCACAAAAUAGUUCAAUCUUGGUGAAAUUACAAGAACUAACCGAAGUUGAGAAGGAAUUAGUUGAGAAGAAAAACCUUCUCAAUAAAAUAGAAGCUGAACUGAAUGCAUUGCAGAAGAUGUCAGGGACAUAUAAUAAACUGAAGAAUGAAUUUGAGUUGAAACAACAUGAAACUGAAUUAUUGAAAACUAGACUUGAACAGACAUCACAUCAUCAGCAGCUGGAGGAAAUCAAUGCCUUGGAAAAGACUAUUGAGGAACAGAAAGCCAUUGUCCAAACUGCUGGAGAAGUAAACAAGAAAGCCAAACAAAAAGUGAAAGAUCUUGAAUUUAAAAUCAAGAAUGCUGAUAAAAUCCGAGAAAAUGAAUUAAAGCAAGCUGAAGCUAACCUUAACAAAAUACAGAAACAAAUGCAAGAGUCCAAUAAAUUGAUGAAGGAAAAGCAACAGCAUAUUGACACUGUGAAACUUGAGAUUGUGGAGCUGCAGAAGGAAGUGACUUCAUAUGAAGAACAACUUAAAAGUGUUGCCACAGUUCUGGACACUUACAGUUCUGAGCUGAAAGAAAUUGAAGAGAAAUUAACUGUGUGCCAGGCCACUGUAAAAGAGGCACAGGACAAUGUGAACAAACAGAAGGAGCUAUUGAAUGAUUGUAACACAGAGAUCCGGAAUGCUACCAAAAGUCUAAAAGCUUUUCAGGAGAAAGCCAAAAAAAUUGACUUGGAGAAUCAGGAAUUGGAACAUAAGCGUAGCAAGUUGCAAAAGGAAUCUAAAGACACAACAUCACAGGUUGAAAACUGGCUGAAAAAAUAUGAGUGGAUUGUUGAUGAGAAAAAGUUCUUUGGCAAACCAAACACAGCCUAUGAUUUCACUGUUAAUGAUCCUGUGGCUGCUGAACAACGCAUUCAUAAGUUACAGGAAAUUAAGGAUAAGUUGGGUCACAACAUCAACAUGAGGGCCAUGAAUAUGUUGGAAAAGGCAGAGGAAGAGUGUAACGAUCUGAUGGCGAAAAGGAAAAUAGUUUUGAAUGACAAGAUGAAAAUUGCCCAAGUCAUUGCUGAGUUGGAUGAAAUGAAGAAGGCAGCCCUGAAGAAAGCCUGGGAGCAGGUCAAUAAGGAUUUUGGUUCCAUUUUCUCCUCACUGCUUCCUGGUACUGAUGCUAAACUAAGUCCUCCAGAGGGAAUGACUGUCCUUGAUGGAUUGGAGGUGAAAGUGGCAUUUGGAGAUGUCUGGAAAGAAUCGCUUGGUGAACUGAGUGGAGGGCAGAGGUCCCUGGUUGCUCUUUCUCUGAUAUUGGCCAUGCUGUUAUUUAAACCAGCUCCUAUUUAUAUUCUUGAUGAAGUUGAUGCUGCACUUGACUUGUCUCACACCCAAAACAUUGGACAUAUGAUUAAAAACCACUUCAAACAUUCACAGUUCAUUGUGGUUUCUCUGAAAGACGGAAUGUUUAACAAUGCCAAUGUCCUGUUUAAGACGAAAUUUGUUGACGGCGUGUCAACAGUGACCAGACACACUCAGAGUCAAAAGUCCUCACACACCAGUAAAGACCACUCAUCAUCAUCAUCAUCAUCAUCAUCGUCAAGAAAGAAACAAUCUGCCUGAAACAUUUUAACUGCUUCUCGUUUCUCUCUCCUUUUAAGUCAACUCACACAGAGACUCUUCUCACUUCCAUCGUCUUUGUUACAUUCUGACAUUAAUUACAAAAACACAACCCAAACAUACAAACUUCUCUCACACACACAUAUACCAGGCCUAAUUAUAGCUUGGAGAAGAACAUGUUUUUAAAAAAAUAACAGGGAGGUCACAAAUGGCAAAGUAUCAAUUUGGUGAAAGCACUUAAUGAAGUAGUGGCUAUCAUGCCCAUUUAAAAUGUAACUUGUCAUAUUCCAUUUUGCCUUAGAACACAGAAACUGUCAUGAAAUACAAGUUACAAUUUCAGUGGUCAGUGAUGGUCAGAAUUUAUAAUAACCAUGUAUUUUAUCAUAUCGUAUUUUAUAUUUAUCCUCAUUUAUGAGAGGUUUUCGGUUUAAAAAAAAAAGUUAAAUGAAUCAGCGAUUAAUGAAUAAUAGAACAUGAGGAAAAUAGGUUUUGUUCUGGGAUCCCUAGUUAUCCCAAACAUUGUGUAUGGUUGCUGGGGCUUGCUUUUGUGAUCCAAGCAGAAUCUUUGACCACUGAUCCAUGUUAUUAUAGAUCAAUUCAUGGUAUGUGGAACAUGGUUCACAAUUGUGUCGUUAUCCCAGGUCAGUAAUAAAUGAGGAUAGAUGUAAUAUACUAAAUUUUUAUUACAUUAUAACUGAUUAUCUGCAUUUAAUUUUAUUUUAUUAUUUGGUUCUGUUCUGUAAUGUUGCAUCACUGUGCAGGUGCAUGCGUGAGUCUUUGUGUCGACUGAAUGUCAUUUUAUUGUUUGUUAAUGUAAAUAUCUUUUCUCUCUCUCUCUCUUUUAUACCUCUACUUCAUAAAAAGCUGGACAAUAAAUCAAGGUGA